AUGACAGAGGAAUUGGGCUAUAGGUUUACAGCAAAAAUACCCUCUCACCUGCCUCCCGCGAUACAGCCCCCCGCUGCCCGCAGCCCCCCGCUGCCCGCAGCCCCCCGCUGCAGGCUCUGCCCUGCACAAGCGGCUCGCACGGCUGCAGACCCCGGGGGGCUGCGGGGAGCCCCUUCCCGCCGGCCGAGCCGCCGGCGCUCCCAGCCGCUCCGACGGGAGCUGCUCCCGCACCCCCGGCCCCGCGGAGGCUGCUCCACCCCGGGGCCGGCCCCCCGGCCGGUGCCCCCCGACCCAGCCGCCCCCGGCCCCGGGGGGCUCCGACGCCUCCGGCCGCCCCUUCUCGGGGCGGGGGAACGACCUGCCGGGCGACCCCCCGCCGCGGGCGGGGACGGGGCAGCGAGGGGUCCCCGGCGCUCCCCGCGGGAUCCUCCAAGGAGCGCCCGAGGGGGAGCGCUGCCCGCGGCGGCUCCGCGGACACGCGCGGCCCCCCGCACUCACCCCGCGGCGUCCGUGGGCUGCGCCCCCCGCGCAUGGCCGGCGGGGCGGGCUGGGGGCUCGGGCCGGCGCACGCCGAGCGGCGGAGGAGGGCCGGGCGGCGGAGGGGGUGUGCCCCUGGCUCCGCCGUCGCUUUUUUCCGGGUUAAUUACGUCUGCCAUUAGCAAACCCGGCCCCGGAUGUGAGUGCGGGGCGCCGGGCGCGCGGGCGGCUGCGGGGGUCCGGCGGGGGUCCCCCCCCACGCACCUGCAGCGGCACCGGGCCCGCCUCGGUCCGCGCCCUCGGGCGGUUCCGUGGGGCGGUGGGUGUCCCUGCGUGUGUGUCCCCCUCCUCCCCCCACGGUCCGCGCCCCCGGGCGGCUCCUUCGGGGGUCCCGGGGCCAGCCCCAUCCCCGUCCUGAGCUUUGCGCCCCCGCCGCGGGGCGGGGGAGCUCCUCCGGCGGCCGCCCGGCCCCGGGCUCGGGUCCCUCCCGGCAAACCCCACCCAGACCCGACACAAAACGGCUCGGUACAUCAGCGUCCUCCAAACAGCCGCCCUGUCGCCGGGACGCUUCGGCAAAGCGUUUCCCAGGCCCGUCCUGCGCGCUGCCCCUCGGCCGCCGGGGUCCCUGGGGACGGCUGCAUCCCCGCCACGUGCAACUGCCCCCCCGGGACCCGCGACCCUGACCGAGACCCCGCCUGGGGCGAGAGUCACGGCCGCAGCCUGGUCCAGGUCCUGCCAACCCAACCACGCCUGUGAGUUUUCCCCCCAUGAGUGGCAGUUCGUGAGUGCUUACGCGUCGUCACAGCAGCCUGAGGACGCACCCGGACCUCUGCUCGCGCACGCAGACUCGCGGAGCCCAGAGCCAGCACUGCGGGCAGGGAGGGAGCCGGGGAGGAUGAGCUCCGGCCCGGACCCUACAAAAACACCGCGGCACUAACAGCCGUGCCGCUCGGUAAGGACAAGCGCCCACCGUCCCAACACCCCAAAACACGGCAGACACCCUCGCAGCGGGUGGGUGUCUGGUGAGCCAGCAGUGAAAUCCGUAAGCGGUUACUCAUGUGCCGCAGCACCUGGGCACGUGCAGCCCUGCGGUUCCCCCUCACCUGAGAAAGUUGCAAAAAUAAAGCCUGGAGUUAAUAA
Phalacrocorax carbo (great cormorant) is the source of this 1617-nucleotide messenger RNA. NCBI's taxonomy places the organism in Eukaryota, Metazoa, Chordata, Aves, Suliformes, Phalacrocoracidae. The record is from RefSeq and is a predicted model, not a curated record.